This is a messenger RNA of Helobdella robusta, 330 nucleotides long. RefSeq lists its product as hypothetical. The transcript is spliced from 2 exons. The coding region runs from base 1 to 330 and encodes 109 amino acids. The record is from RefSeq and is a predicted model, not a curated record. NCBI's taxonomy places the organism in Eukaryota, Metazoa, Annelida, Clitellata, Rhynchobdellida, Glossiphoniidae.
AUGAUAAAAAGACAAAGCAUUAGACAACAAUGGGAUGCCACAGUUGGCAAGCGGAGUUCUAAAUAUGAAGAUGCAGGGACAACUGUUAACAGAAGGUCUUUCGGCGGUUCAUGUCGAAUCAUUGCAAGAAGUAUUGGGAAAAUGUUGCGCUGUCAAAGACAUGGACAACGAAAAAUUGUACUCAAGCGAGACCUGAUAAUCAAAACAGCGUGCCACGAUUUACCAGCAACCGAAUGUUUCGAUUCUACAGCUAAAAAUAUGGACUGUCAAAGACUGACGGGUGUAAAAUAUCACGCCAUGUUCAGUUUGAUGAAUAUUUGGAUAUUUUAG